UUUCUUGGCUUGGAAGUAUAAAAUGCCUACGACGUUGUCGCCAUGGUGACCUGGCCAUCGAACGAGGACGUCGCGAGGCAGCGACAAACUGGAGAUUCGAUGGGCUCAAACCCUGGGGAUAGUACCAGCAGGGGGAGGGUGCGACACAGGUUGGACACAUCCUCGCGUCUUUGUCUCGCGGACAUGAUGGAGACCCACUUCACCGAACCGCUGGAGUCAUGAUUAAGUAUGCUGCUGAUUCUUUCAACCAUUUACGCCACCGACGACCAAAUGCAGCUACGGGGUGGAAGUUUGUUAAGACAACGUAUUCCUUCAUCUUGGGAUCGACAGACCAGGUUGCCCUCGCUCUACUGCAGCCAGCACAAACAGCACAAACAUUCACUCUCGAAUGAAGAAAGUUAUAUACUCUCAGAAUCGAGCAGUUCUUAAAAGCUUGGUGUGAAACAGUAGUUCCGGGCGAUAUAACUAAGACCUUGUCCCAUUGUACCCUCCCCCGGCCUAGCAUGAGAAACGUUCCGUUCCCUUCUCCUGCGCGCAGCGACGUUCAUUCCGACUCCAUGUCCUUGUACCGAGCUGAACGACGGGAUUUGGUGUGAGAAGUCGGGACAC
Aspergillus welwitschiae is the source of this 609-nucleotide messenger RNA. RefSeq lists its product as uncharacterized. NCBI's taxonomy places the organism in Eukaryota, Fungi, Ascomycota, Eurotiomycetes, Eurotiales, Aspergillaceae. The record is from RefSeq and is a predicted model, not a curated record. The transcript is spliced from 2 exons. The coding region runs from base 43 to 222 and encodes 59 amino acids.